UGCUAAAGGAGAGAGAGAGAGAAUCAGCGGGAGGGGACGAUUGUAUCUCGUAGAAGAAUCAGGCUGGUUGUUGUUAGUGUUCUUUCUUGAAUUUAACCAACCAAUGGACGAGGCUGAAUUUCAACGCAUUCUCAACCUUUUCCCAGUUGUUCGUUCCCGCGAUUACCAUGCUGAAUCAACUGGAGGCGCAGGGGGGAACGAGUCAAGGGAAUGGCAAGAUUCCUACUAUGGGGCAGGUGGAAGGGGAGCUGAGAUCCAAGAUAGUGGUAUUUUUUGGGAAAAAUUAACGCUGGCUGCUGAAAAGAAGGUGGGCAAAGUAGAGGCAGAAAAAUUUUGCAAGGCAUUCAAGAGAAUUCACAACCAACUGGUGUACAAGGAACUCAGUUUAAAUGCAGCUAGAAGUUUUGCGACCUCCGAUGAAUAGUUUGAGAAUUAUCAGUUUUCAAAUUUUAUAUGAAGACUUGAAUCACUGAUGUUAUGAGUGGAAUUUUGUUCUUUUGUCUUAUGUUGCAAUGUACAAGAAGAAAUUGUUCUAAAUUGAUUUAGAGGGUUGUCCUCAUUUUAAAUUUAUCGGCCCUUUCUCAAA
Molecule: messenger RNA, 586 nt
Organism: Impatiens glandulifera
Lineage: Eukaryota; Viridiplantae; Streptophyta; Magnoliopsida; Ericales; Balsaminaceae
Exons: 6
Coding region: 104-424 (106 amino acids)
Source: RefSeq, a predicted model, not a curated record